Nezara viridula (southern green stink bug) is the source of this 1188-nucleotide messenger RNA. The record is from the annotation of a GenBank genome assembly. Lineage: Eukaryota; Metazoa; Arthropoda; Insecta; Hemiptera; Pentatomidae.
AUGGAGAAGAAACUGCAGGAGCAGUGGAGGGGUGUCCUUGCUUUCGCCCCGAAGUGGAGGGGUCGGUGGAGUAUAUAUGGCUCCCAGGCGGUACCUCAAGCAUCAGAAAUGAAGUACAACAGCAGACUUACACUUCUCGGGCUGGCCGCAUUCGCCAUGGUCUGGGUCCUCCCAACAUCGGCGGAGCUGGUCCGGCAGAAGAGAGCCAGGCUCGAGGGAUUAGAGAGAGGGUACCUACCACCAUCGAACGGUGGAGGACCUGGAGGACCAGGAGGAGCUCCCGGUAAUGGAUAUGGGGCACCCAGUGCUGGAGGUGGAGCGCCAGGAAAUGGCUACGGAGCACCAAGCGCUGGGGGUGGAGCACCAGGGAACGGCUACGGAGCACCCACUGGAGGCGGCGGAGCUCCCGGUGGCAGCUACGGAGCGCCCAACGGAGGCGGUGCGCCAGGGAACGGCUAUGGGGCCCCCACUGGAGGCGCUGGAGCCCCGGGCGGUGGUUAUCCAGGUGCCGGAGGCGCUGGUCCCAGCAACGGCUACCUUCCUCCGACCCAGGGAGGCGGCAACGGAGGUGGCCGUCCAGGAGGUUACCCCGGCAACGGAGGUGGAAACGGAGGUCACGGCAACGGUAACGGAGGUGGCAGGCCAUCCGGUGCAUACGGUCCCCCAUCAGCCGGCGGCCCAGGAGGCUACCCAGGAGGUAAUGGAGGAGGCAAUGGUUACCCUAGCGGUAGGCCGGGCGGCAACGGAGGUGGUGCUGGAUAUCCUGGUGGCAGACCUGGUGGUAACGGAGGCGGCGGUGGCUAUCCUAGUGGUCGACCUGGCGGAAACGGCGGUGGUGCUGGAUACCCUGGGGGCAGGCCAGGAGGAAACGGCGGCGGAGCAGGAGGAUAUCCAGGCGGCAGGCCAGGAGGAAACGGUGGCGGUGCAGGAGGAUAUCCAGGCGGCAGGCCAUCCAACAACUACCUCGCCCCGACCAAUGGAGGUGGAGCCCCUGGAAAUGGUUAUGGAGCACCUGGUAAUGGCGGUGGAAACGGAGGUGGCAGCCCAGGCUCGAACUACCUUCCACCCAACGGACAGCAGCCCCAAGGACCUGACGGCAGCUACGUUUAUUAAUUUUAGGAUCACACCAGUGCCAUCUCAAUCGUCCCUCCGAACAUUUUUGUACAUUUUAAAAACUUUGGUUAAUAA